Molecule: messenger RNA, 423 nt
Organism: Hyphopichia burtonii NRRL Y-1933
Lineage: Eukaryota; Fungi; Ascomycota; Pichiomycetes; Serinales; Debaryomycetaceae
Gene: KRE1
Product: Kre1p
Exons: 1
Coding region: 1-423 (140 amino acids)
Biological process (GO): fungal-type cell wall organization
Source: RefSeq, a predicted model, not a curated record
AUGAAGCUCAUAAAUCUUAUUUUUUUCAUCUUAUUCCCAUUAUUCGUCUUUGCAGACGACGACAGCUCAUCUUCAUCAUCCUCAGAAAAGAAAACCACCACCAUGGUUUGGGUUACUGGUACCGAUAGUGCAGGUGUCACCAAAACCACCCAAUCUCCAUUUUACCAAUCCUUCAUGACCACUUAUACCAGUGAAGUUGUAUCGAACGAACCCAAGCUGGGCAAUAUCGGAUUGGGAUCGCUUUCCAACACCGGGAACAUUGGUAAGGUCAGAUCGUACACCAAGGUCACCAUCAGUCAAGCAGGGGCAAGCUCUCUCUUGAAAAAUUCUCAUUUAUUGGCUAACGGCAGUGGCCUCUCUUUUGCAUCCUACGUUGCGGUCUUAUCCGUUGGUUUGGGGUUUUUCUACACUGUAUUCAUCUAG